GAACAUACUUGCCAAGACUUGCUCUUGUUUGCAGUGGCAGUUGAGGGGGUUCCCCUGUAUGCAUGCAGUGAGUGCAUUGCAUAGCAUAAGGCCACAAUGGAGAAAGUACUGCAGUGAUUACUAUUCAGUGGAGAACUAUAAGGCCACAUAUGCACCAACUUUUGCACCACUAGAUGAUAAAAGUGAAUGGGUCCAGCCAAACAUGAACAAGAAGAUCUUGAACCCUCCUCACAGUAGGAAACCAGGAAGACCCAAGAGCAAGAGGGUAAGAAGUUAUGAUGAACCUCGUGUUGAGAAGACAAAAAGGAGGUGUGGGAAAUGUGGAAAUGUUACUAACCACAACAAAAGAACAUGUGCUGGUGGUGAAGUGGGAUCUAAUCCAACUGCAAAGAGGCAAAGGACUGAAUGUGAUGCACAAAGCUUCACCUUCAGCAACAUAGAGCCAAGUCAGACCACCGGAGUUAGGGGUGCAGCUAAGUCAAACAAGAAGAGAACGGCAUCAUUUGUUGGUGAAUGUUUUACAGGGCCUGGCAGUCAGCCUUUGGCAACACCAUCUUCUACUCCAGCUUCCACAACACCUAUGAGUCUGCCAUCUAUAGCACCAUCUUCUACUCCACCCUCUACAAUAAAUAACCUUUAUCAGAACUUCUUUGGCAUUGGAUCUGUAUCUCAGAAUAUAAAACAAGGAAAGGGAAGGGGAAAUGGAAAGGCUAAGAAGAAAUGAUUUGAGAUCCGUUUUCUGAUUUUUUGUGUUUAAGAAGACAAUAUUUUUUUUCUUUUGUAGACUUGAAUUAAUGCUGAAUCAAAAGUGGAUGGUUGUUUAUUAGUACAUUUGCAGGUUACAUUUUCA
Messenger RNA from Papaver somniferum (opium poppy), 850 nucleotides. RefSeq lists its product as uncharacterized. The transcript is spliced from 3 exons. The coding region runs from base 59 to 724 and encodes 221 amino acids. Lineage: Eukaryota; Viridiplantae; Streptophyta; Magnoliopsida; Ranunculales; Papaveraceae. The record is from RefSeq and is a predicted model, not a curated record.